Messenger RNA from Orbicella faveolata, 3150 nucleotides. RefSeq lists its product as uncharacterized. The record is from RefSeq and is a predicted model, not a curated record. Gene Ontology annotation, molecular function: translation release factor activity, codon specific. Lineage: Eukaryota; Metazoa; Cnidaria; Anthozoa; Scleractinia; Merulinidae. Gene Ontology annotation, biological process: translational termination.
AUGCGUGCAUUACAUCCAGCGGAUUUUCAUUAUAAAAUCCAAUAUGGCGGACGAGAAAUCAAAGACUUAGAUGAGUUAAUAUCAGAGAUUGGAGGAGAACUGGGUAAAUUUGCUGAAGAGGAAAAGUCACAAGCCCUCAGUGAAAUAAAGGAGCUUCAGUUUGGAACAGAGCUUUCCUUCACUUUUUUCACUUUUUUUCACUCCAGGUUUGCAGCAUACAAGAACUGGAAGUUUGAAGUUCUAAAUAUCAGUAAAAGUGAGAAUGGUGGAAUUAAGGAAGCUUCUGUAAGUCUGGUUGGUACUGGUGUGUUUGGCACAAUGAAGUUUGAAACUGGUGUUCACAGAGUGCAAAGAGUUCCAUUGACUGAAACAAUGGGUCGUGUUCACACUAGUACAAUGACUGUGGCAGUGUUACCGCAACCCACAGAGGUAGAUGUAGUAAUCAGACCGGACGAUCUUAGAAUUGACACGUUCAGAUCCUCAGGGAGCAAGGCCUUGCAAGUAUUACGUACACGACUGUAUAAUAUGCAGCGACAGCAGGCGGACUCAGAGAGAACAGAAGCCCGCAGGAAACAGAUUGGAAGUGGAGAGCGCUCCGAAAAGAUCAGGACUUACAACUUUCCACAGGGCCGCGUAACUGAUCACAGAAUAGGCUUGACCGACCACGGCCUGGAACUUUUCCUUGAAGGAGAAGACAAGCUACACGACAUGAUCCGGGCUCUGCAGUCUCAACAUGAAGCUGAGGCUUUACAGCAGCUCACCAGUCAAUACAGCAGUGGAGACAAGCAAACAAGCUAGCACUGAGCAAAAUGGGACUGAAACAGCAUCAGAAACAUUUGACACAUACGGAUUGUUGUGCUGUCCGACAAGGUGCGAAACAAAGCUUUAGCAGGUUGCCGUGAAUUAUCAGGCGGCAUUUUACCGUCUUGUGGAAGAGAGAAUACUCGUAUCUAUAUGUCAACACCACAAAUACCCAGACGCUAAAUUACAAAGUUGCAGCCAGGGGUAAUGUUUUUUAAUUGCACAAAGUUUUAAGAUCAAAGGAUGCCUCAAAAUAAAGUUUUUUUCAGAUAGAAAAAUGGGACAAAACAUUAUUAGCCAGAACGAAUCAAGGAAGGUUAAGAAAGGAAAGUUGUUGAGGUCAAGAGCAGAUGAAGGGUGAGAGAAUUCCUUCCUCAUAUAGGACUGAGGUAAUCUCUCUCAAGUUAUAUUUAGACAUGGUACCCAGUUCUUCCUCGCUUAAGUUUACCUCGCGCUUUGCCUGGGUUUUUUCUGGGAGGAUGAAAAUGCGUGUUAAGUCGCUUGGGUUGUCCACGUGACCAAAAUCCCCCUCUUAGGAUUGGCUAUUUCUUGACUCCCCUGGGAUAUCCGAAACCGGGAGUGAUUGGAAAUAACUUGAAAGGGAUUACCUUGGGAAUAACGCCUAUAUUUUAAUUACAAUUUAUGGCACAGAAAAACAGAAGCCAAAGGAUGAAAUGCAAAAGAGUCAAAGACCCCAUAUUAAAGCAGAUUACCAAUGGUACUAAAAUGAAAAAUGAUGCAAAUCAAUAUGGGCGAUUAACUUUCUUCCAAUCCCUCUUGAUUACGACCAAAGGAAUUGCUGGCUUUCACUGUCACGCCAUCAAAAACAAAAAUCGUUACCGUUCAAUAAAAUUAAUUAUGUCAAGAAUCUGGGAUGUGAUAGAUGAUUGGUAUUUAAACAACCACGGAAAAAUUAAACGUUGUAAAACGUCCAAGUUCUUAGAGGUUCUUGAAUCUGAAGGAACUGAAACUUCAGAACGGACAGGUAAUUUUUAAUUUUGAAAUAGGACUACGCUACAUGAAAAUCGGCUAUUGAGUAAUUAUGGGGAAUUUUGACAAUUCCUGUACUGUUGACAGAAGCAAAACUAUGAAAAAAGCGGUGAUCAGGAUUUUUAUUUCUUUGCGUUGUUUAUGUCACAACAAAUGAUAUAUAUGUAUUCUUACAAAUUUUCCUUUCAUUUUGUUAUCGUCAAACUGCUGAAAUAUUUUUUCCCGAUCAGACUAGUUUCCAGUCCCUGAUUAUAAAAUCGGUUAAUCACGGGUGAAAUAGGACUGGGAGCGAGGCUGUGUCAACAAGUGAAGGGAUUCAGGAAAACAAUUUUCUAUUUAUAUUUGCGGACAUAUGCCAUAGACGUGAUGCAUAAAUUUUGAGAGACUUACUGAAGAGUUAUUUUGGAAUGGAGCCAAAGACUGAUACGUAUUUAUUCUGAAAUAUCUGAUAAUGGUUUCGCGUUUGAAUUGUAAUUUCCAUAUUUCAUAUGAUAUACAUCCUUCCCCCUUUGAAGCGAAUUGUGUCAUAAACGACAGUGCAGAGAACAUUAUAAAGCUUUCUUUCAGUUUUCACACUGUUUUCCUUUCAUGUUCUCACUCAAAUUACAGCCGAUGUUAAUUAUUCAAAGGUUUGAGGUAAAUGAAUUGUUUCUUGACAAAAACGUGUAUUUGCCAUGUUUUGCAUUUUUAAUUUCCAGUAAAAUUGAAUCGAUAAACUGAGAAAAGCCAAAGCGUAAUUUCUAAGAUAAGAGGUUCGCGGGGAAAUUAAUGUGCCGUGGAUAAAUAGUUCUUGUUGCAACCGGCGCCGAAAGUUUCUUUUGUGUUUAGGGAUUAAAAUUCAAAUUAAGCAUAUAUAGGUUUCAUGUCCUUCAACCAAGUUAAGAACCUGUCAUGGAAACAAGUAACUAUGGUUGAAAAUACUCGACACCUGUUUCAAUAGAUGUACUUAGCUGACGAGAGAUUAGCAAGAUUUUUUAUUUCUUGUUUCUUUGUUAAGUCAAAUAAAAGAUCUGGAUUUCAGUCGGAAUACUGCACGGAACUCCAACAUUUUGAGCUCGCCGAACAAUUUUGUCUUAACUCGGAGAGCGAUUCACUGUGUUGUAGCGGGCUUAAAAUGUCAGCAAUUUCUAAUUGCUGACAAUAUUCAGAAUGAAUAGUAGCUGUCUAUUUUUCAUUAAACACCUCUGUGUCAGUUGUAAAUGACGUGUAUAAAACUGCUAAGUAGAAAAAUAAGCGUUGAAGGGAAAUUUCAGCGCGUUUAAAUAUCGAGAGCUCUCGAGUCAAAUCGGGAUGUUUUGUAGUAUUGCUUUUAUUCCCUUUUCUGUCUUCUUUUUCAAUAAACAAACACUUACACUUUUA